Mesocricetus auratus (golden hamster) is the source of this 3291-nucleotide messenger RNA. RefSeq names its product protein S (gene Pros1). Gene Ontology annotation, molecular function: calcium ion binding. The record is from RefSeq and is a predicted model, not a curated record. NCBI's taxonomy places the organism in Eukaryota, Metazoa, Chordata, Mammalia, Rodentia, Cricetidae. The transcript has 15 exons. The coding region runs from base 109 to 2136 and encodes 675 amino acids. Gene Ontology annotation, cellular component: extracellular region.
GGCAGGGCCACAACAGAGCUGGGAGAGCUGAGCCCAGGCUCGCAGCUCCCCUGGGCGGAGCGCCGGCUCGGUCCCUGCUUGCCUUGAUCCGCGGCCGCCCGCUCAGCAAUGAGGGUCCUGAGCGCGCGCAGUAGGCUGCUGCUAGCAUGCCUUGCCCUGGUGUUGCCAACCUCGGAGACAAACUUUUUGUCAAAAGAACAUGCCUCACAAGUCCUGGUAAGGAAGCGCCGUGCAAACAGCAUGCUCGAGGAAGCUAAAAAGGGCAAUCUUGAAAGGGAAUGCAUCGAAGAACUCUGCAAUAAAGAGGAAGCCAGGGAAGUCUUUGAAAACAACCCCGAAACGGAUUAUUUUUAUCCAAAGUAUUUGGGUUGUCUGGGCAUGUUCCGUGCUGGUGUGUUCAGUGCUGCGCGGCAGUCUGUUAAUGGUUACCCUGACCUCAGGAGCUGUGUCAAUGCCAUCCCAGACCAAUGUGAUCCUAUGCCAUGCAAUGAAGAUGGGUAUCUGAACUGCAAAGAUGGCCAAGCUGCUUUCACGUGCAUCUGCAAGCCAGGAUGGCAAGGAGACAAGUGCCAGUUUGAUGUAAAUGAAUGUAAAGACCCCUUAAAUGUAAAUGGGGGCUGCAGCCAGAUUUGCAACAACACCCCUGGAAGUUACCACUGCUCCUGCAGAAGUGGCUUUGCUAUGCUUUCAAAUAAAAAAGACUGCAAAGAUGUGGAUGAGUGCUCUCUGAAGCCCAGUGUUUGUGGCACAGCUGUGUGCAAGAACACUCCAGGAGACUUUGAGUGUGAAUGUCCUGAAGGCUACAGAUAUGACCCCUCGUCAAAGUCUUGCAAAGAUGUGGACGAAUGCUCUGAGAACAUGUGUGCUCAACUGUGUGUCAAUUACCCCGGAGGCUACUCUUGUUACUGUGAUGGGAAGAAAGGAUUCAAGCUUGCCCAAGAUCAGAAGAGUUGCGAGGGUAUUCCAGUGUGCCUUCCCUUGAACCUUGACAAAAAUUAUGAAUUAUUGUACUUGGCCGAGCAGUUUGCAGGAGUUGUCUUAUAUUUGAAAUUUCGUUUGCCAGAAAUUACCAGAUUUUCAGCUGAAUUUGAUUUUCGGACAUAUGAUUCCGAGGGCAUCAUACUGUAUGCAGAAUCUCUUGACCACUCAAAUUGGCUCCUGAUUGCACUUCGUGAUGGAAAGAUUGAAGUUCAGUUUAAGAACGAGUUUUCAACCCAAAUCACAACCGGAGGCAAUGUUAUUAACAAUGGUGUAUGGAAUAUGGUAUCUGUGGAAGAAUUAGACGACAGUGUUAGCAUUAAAAUAGCUAAAGAAGCUGUGAUGAAUAUAAAUAAACUUGGGAACCUUUUUAAACCUGCAGAUGGAUUUCUGGACACCAAAAUAUACUUUGCAGGAUUACCUCGGAUAGUGGAAAGUGCACUCAUUAAACCGAUUAACCCUCGUCUGGAUGGAUGUAUACGAGGCUGGAACUUGAUGAAACAAGGAGCUUUAGGUGCAAAGGAAAUUAUUCAAGGAAAGCAAAAUAAGCAUUGCUUCCUCACGGUGGAGAAGGGCUCCUAUUACCCUGGCUCUGGAAUUGCUCAGUUCAACAUAGAUUAUAACAAUGUAACCAAUGCAGACGGCUGGCAAAUAAAUGUGACCUUGAAUAUUCGUCCAUCCACUGGCACUGGAAUUAUGCUUGCCUUGGUUUCUGGAGACAAAGUGCCUUUUGCCUUGUCCUUGGUGGGCUCCAGCUCUGAAAAUUCGCAGGAUUUUGUGGUAUUUGUUGAAAAUUCCGUGGUGGCUAGAAUAGAGGCCAUAACUCUGUGUUCUGACCAGCAAUCCCAACUGAAAUGUAACGUUAACAAACAUGGCCUGGAACUGUGGAGCCCACUUAAGAAAGACGUCGUCUACUCUAAAGAUCUUCAAGAGCAACUAGCAAUCUUGGACAAAGCGAUGAAAGGAACUGUGGCCACUUACCUGGGUGGCAUUCCAGAUCUUUCCUUCAGUGCCACACCUGUGAAUGCCUUUUACAGUGGCUGCAUGGAAGUGAACAUCAACGGUGUGCAGUUGGAUCUGGAUGAAGCCGUUUCCAAACAUAAUGACAUCAGAGCUCACUCAUGUCCUUCAGUUAGGAAAAUCCAGAAGAAUGUCUAAAGUCUGUUUUCUGUGCUUAUCAUGCCCCUUUCCUUGUAAUUAUGCUCAUGUCCUGUCACCAGCUGGCAGGCAUCACUUGUGAUGUGCAAUGUUUGAAAUGAUGUGGUACUUUGUCCUUCAGAUUUUUGUUAUAUAAACCACAUUUUUAAAAAGUCUUCUAUUGCAGUCUAGAAAUUAAAUAAUGAAACAUACGAAAAUAUUAAAUUUCAAUCUAUUUGCUAUAAACGACACUGCUUUAGUUUGUUAUUUUAAAAGUUAAGAUUUCACCAUCAUUGCAGUAGUAUUUAAAUAUAUAUACAUAUAUAUAUGUAUAUAUACAUACAUACAUACAUAUAUAUAUAUAUAUGUUGGUCACAAAGCAAGUCAGCUAAACCCAGACAAAAACAUGUGUGACUAAAUGCUAACAGUUGCAGAUAGACACUGUAUUUUUGUUGCUGCUCCCCGCCCCAUCACCAUGUAGGCAGCAGAGCUGAUAGCACACUGAAUGUGAAUAGGAAGUUUGGAAGCUUUACCCCAAAGUAGUUCCCUGGAGUGGGGAGAGGCUAGCUCAGGCUCCGUCUUUCUUUUACCUGGCUUUGCACUUGAGCCAACACCUUCUGUGAAUUAGAGAACAAGGGAGAGCAAGGGCAGAUUGUCCUGAGAGGAGCAGCAGCACUUGAAGGUUGCCUGGAAGGCAUCGAUUUCUAGGGGAGAUGCCAGGUUAAACUGUAAGGGGUGUGAACCCCCGGUGGACGCGUUUCUCAAACUGGCCACACGGGGUCUGAAUGAGAAAGGCAGCAGCCCUUAGUGGUGGGGAGGAGAGCGAACACAUGGAGAAAUUCAUAGUUGUCCUUCACCCUGGGUUUGCAUCACUGUAGCUGGCUUGAAUGUGGUUGUUGAAUUUAACAUGCGAUGAGGAGUAGAGUAGAUUUUUUUUGCAAAAGGAUAAUGACAAGAGGGAUGCUGGAAAUAGUUUCGUUCUGACUGUGUAAUGAAAGAAAUAUGGAGGUAAGGUUGUCAAGUAUUUGCAGGUGGCAGGCUGGUGUGUUUUUCCUGAAUCGAUCAUUUCAGGUGUGUAUCAGACAUCUUGUUGCCGUCGGAGAUAUGAAAUUUUGUUUUACUGUAGAUAUUUUAUAUCACAUGAAAAAUAAUAAAGUGAUAUGUAUUUUUAAAGUA